Ictalurus furcatus (blue catfish) is the source of this 2974-nucleotide messenger RNA. RefSeq names its product aerolysin-like protein. The transcript is spliced from 7 exons. Bases 462 to 851 code for a protein of 129 amino acids. NCBI's taxonomy places the organism in Eukaryota, Metazoa, Chordata, Actinopteri, Siluriformes, Ictaluridae. The record is from RefSeq and is a predicted model, not a curated record.
CUAGUCUAUUUGAGUCAGUUGCCAUUGGCAACAGUCUAAAAGAUGUAAGGAGUAACUGACAAAUUACAAAGAUUAAUUUUCAACAUUAAUUUCUCCAACUUCAUUAUAUUUCACAAUUUCAUUGUAUUUUGUGUGUGUAUGUGUGUGUGUCUGUGUGUAUAAAUUGCAUUUAUUACAUCAUCAUAAUGUAAACAGACUACCAAAAUUUUACUGUUUAAUUGUUCUAUUGCAAACUAUAUUAACUAUAAGUGUUAAGUUUUAAUUUUGUUUUCAGUGUUUGAAAUAGGAGCAUGACGGCUCAGAUUUCACUUUCCUUCUUUGUUGUCCAAUAGGGUUGCUUGUUUUGGAUCAUGUUUUGGAUAUUUAAGAGUGUGACUUGGGAUCAGCCAGUUUACUUCACCUGCCUUCACCUGCCACACUACUACAUUGUUCUCAGAGGAUAAACGAAACAAACCUCAGAUAUGUCUCUGCAUAUUUAUCUCCUAGCUGCUGCAGUUAUUGCUGGUCUGUGCAGAGGAACCAAAAGUGAAAGCUUCAUCUUUGGCAUGAACGAAAUUGAAGCAUGUUUGAAGAAAGCUCCAUUAUCCAUGAACUGCUUGGAUGAAGCCUGUAUAAUAAAGAAGUGCCUCAAACUGGGAUAUGAUCUCCUUUUUGAAAACUCCAGUUACAGUCGUAACAAGAAUCAUGGUGUUUCUCGUGCUGCCCACUGUGCAAUUGACAAGUGUGUUAAAGGUGUAAUGGAAAGAAAGGACAAUGCAGAAGGGUUGUUUUCUGGAUGGACGGAGCCCAUUCUAGCUUGCCUGCAGUCAGUAAGCAGUUGUGUAAAAAAUAACCCCAGAGAUGAACUGUAACAUGGAAGAUCACUGUUAACGAUGAUGGUGAUGGUGGUGAUGAGCUUACUUUGCAUAUGUAUGUCCUUUAGAUUUUGAGUUUCCUUACAUAUCAUUUCUACUUUUCUCCUCUUCUGAAUUCCAGUGCUGUUUUUUUUUUACACAGCUUAUUGUCGUACCCCCCCCCUCCCCCCCACACACACACAGAUAUGGCUGCUGAGCAACAGUUUAGCCAAUACAUAGUCAUCAAAUCAUUUACACAGACAAUAUAAAACCAUAGCGACACUGAAAACUAAACACACAUAUCAGAAACAUCAACAUUUCCCUCAGAUAUCUUGGAUAAAAAUGAAUCUAAGUCUCUGAGCGGAUAAAAUUACACUCUUAGCGUUGACCGCUAAGCUACAUUCUGUGGGUUGUGUCACUGUAUGUGAAUUUUUCUGAAAAUUUCUUGCCAUGAAGUAAUAAAUGUGACAAGAGUGAGCUGUUCAUGUGAACAAUGUAACCACGAUGUUAGUUUAAGUUUUCUGAAACCUGAAUAUUACCUCAGUCAACAUGAAAAUAUAUGGUUCUCAUGGUUCAGAGUUCUUUGUACUAGUUUAAAAUUUAAUUCAGGUAAAAGUAUAAACGACCUGAAAUGAUACUUAAAUUAAAAAUCCAUCCUAAAUAACCUACAUAUUCAAUAUUUUAUAUUAAAAAUGAUAAAAAUGUCCCCCUGUGACAUCAAUGUGUCAGACAACCGCUAACUCCUGACAGGAAUAACAAAAAUUCGCAUCGACCAACAAAUCAGCACCAGAAUCACUAAACACAAGAAAUAAACAUAUUUAACGUGUUUCAGGGUGGAGUUUUCCUUUCAGUGCUGUAACAAUUACUUUUCUACCUCUAGUUAAUACAUAAUGUUAAUGUUAACUUGAUUUAGUUCUGUAAUAUUGUUAUCUAUUUUUAAUCUAUAAUUUUCAAAUAAUCACUCAUAGGUUAACUUAAAAAAAAAACACUGACAGAUAGCUAACUUCUACCAGUUAUAGUAAUGUUCCUAUUUUGGCACAGUGUAUGUUGCCAUAGAAACACUGAAUUUCAGGAAGGAGACAAGGACAUGUAAAAUGCUACUGGAAAGCAGAACAUCAGAGUUUUUUUUUUUUUUUUUUUUACAGAUCAUGUUGUUCUCCAAUUGAACACCAUGUGCCGCUUUUUACUUUAUAAUCAAAGCCAUUUCUUCUGUUGGAGAAUUUGCAUUUAUGUCCAAAGCACUAAUUAGAAGCAAAUUGUCUGUUUAUAUGUUUGUAUUUUAUUUUUUACCCUUAAAUUUGUUUCCCCUUCAUAAAGACAUUGUUCUUUUUCUGCAUAAGAUCAUGCUGAUAUAUUCUAAACAUUCUGACAUCUUCAAUUGAUCAAUACCUGGAAAAAUAUAAAUAAAAGACUUUUAUCUGGAUAAUAUCUGGAGUUUAUUUUAUGGAGUAUACUGUACAUAGUUACACAAGUGGAGGAAAAAGUGACAUUAAACACCAACAGCAUAAAGUACAUAAGUACAUAUGAUAAUACAUAGACUUACAGACACUGUGGCAGUUAAAGUGAUGGAAAUGUUAGUUAUGAUCCCAUACAUUUUUAUUAAAAAGUAAAAAAAAAAACAUGGUUUAUAUAUUAAAUUAGCAGACAAAAUGACAGUAUUGUAUAUUAGUAAAAACAUCAACCUGUACAUUAAACAUUAACAUUUAUCAAAACCCAUUCACAAUAAAAACAUGUCUAUCCAUCUAUCUAUCUAUCUAUCUAUCUAUCUUGUUUGUUUUCUUUCUUUCUUUCUUUCUUUCUCUAACUUUUUAAUCUUUUUUCUUUAUUAUUUCAUUGUCUAUCUAUCUAUCUAUCUAUCUAUCUAUCUAUCUAUCUAUCUAUCUGUAAUCUAAUUUCUUUUGUAUUUAGAAGACAGGGUGCACCACAUUACUCUCUAUAUAUACUAAUAUAUCAUUUUCGAUUUAAUUUUGGAUUAAACUUUUGCUCCAGGUUUGCUCUGUAUUUACACUUCUAACGCUUUGUGAUCAUGAACUGUAGCACUGCGAAAUUAAAGCACAUUUAUAACAUGUUUAGGUCAAAGCAAGUAAUAUCUUGGAGUAUUAUGAGCAUAUCCCUGAUCCCGGAGAACCCCCUGUCCUGUC